Molecule: messenger RNA, 4424 nt
Organism: Monodelphis domestica (gray short-tailed opossum)
Lineage: Eukaryota; Metazoa; Chordata; Mammalia; Didelphimorphia; Didelphidae
Gene: EMC8
Product: ER membrane protein complex subunit 8
Cellular component (GO): EMC complex
Source: RefSeq, a predicted model, not a curated record
GCUGCCGGAGUCGCGGGCUCGAGGCCCAGGCCUCACCAUGCCCGGCGUGAAGCUGACCACCCAGGCCUACUGCAAGAUGGUGCUGCACGGGGCCAAAUACCCCCAUUGCGCCGUCAACGGACUCCUUGUAGCCGAGAAGCAGAAGCCCCGCAAAGAGCAGCCGUCGCACGGCGGCCUGAGCUCUCACCAGACCCUCUUCGUGGACUGUAUCCCCCUCUUCCAUGGCACCCUGGCCUUGGCCCCCAUGCUGGAAGUGGCCCUCACCUUGAUUGAUUCAUGGUGCAAAGAUAAUAGCUAUGUGAUUGCUGGUUAUUAUCAAGCUAAUGAACGUAUAAAAGACGCCAGUCCAAAUCAGGUUGCUGAGAAGGUAGCUUCCAGAAUCGCUGAGGGCUUCAAUGACACCGCGCUCAUCAUGGUAGACAACACAAAGUUUACAAUGGAGUGCAUAGAACCUACCAUUCAUGUGUAUGAGCAUCAUGAAAACAAAUGGAGGUGCAGAGAUCCACACUAUGACUAUUGUGAAGACUGGCCAGAAGCCCAGAGAAUCUCAGCAUCUCUCUUGGACAGCAGGUCUUAUGAAACCCUUGUGGAUUUUGAUAACCACCUGGACGACAUCCGAAAUGAUUGGACAAAUCCAGAGAUCAAUAAAGCUGUUCUACACCUAUGUUAGGGAGGGAUUCCACUGACUGAUUUAUGGGCAUUUCCACUACACUGAAGAGGAAAAAAGAAAUAUUUUUAAAUGUAAAUAGAAUAAUAUCUCAUACCUUGUGUGGAAAGGCAGCAGUUUUAAGAAAUGGCAUGUGGCUUCAAAGAGGCAAUGUGUCUAAGCAGUUGUCUUUUUAAAACAAAGAUCUCUAGAGGAGAUACAGACUGUCAAGUCUAGUUAUCCCUGUGGAUUCUUUCCCAGUUGUAUGUUGCUCUAACCUUCAAAAUCAAAGCUAUUUCUGCUUGUCCAAGAUUGUUCCUAUUAAAUGAUUUUAACUAACCUUUUAUAAUCUUGAGAGAAUACUUUUUAAGACUUAUGAACUAUCUUUCCAAAAACAACAAAUCUUAUCCUUUAAUGAAUGUUUUGGGGAAUUUUGAGUCCAUACUAUAAAAUAUAGUCUUAGAACGAGGUGUGAAAAUCUACUAUGGAUACCCUAGUACCAAGCCACUACCCCACACAACUACUUAUGCAAAUUGGGCAUCUCAGUUAGAGCAGUUGAGCAUGUUUGGGAUAGAAGACUAUACUACUUAAAGCAAUAUUUACUCAAAAAGUCACAGUGGGAAUAAAACUACUCUUAAAGUUGUGGGCAGAAACAAGGAUUGUGUCCCAAGAACUCAGCUUAGAGCACAGCAUUAUAGCAAUCAACCAGAAAGCUCUAAAAUCCAGAAACAGUUGGAGACAACAUGGCAUUGUGCUAGGAUUUGAUGCAGUCUCUUUCUGGUUUUUGAAAAACAUUAAGCAUUCCUCACUUGCAUGAUCAUCCAAAUAAUUCUAACAAAUUUCUUCAAAAUAAUUGCCAUUGCUUUUGUAUUUAGAGCAAAAACUUCAGAUCAUAAAUCUGAACGAGAAAAUGAAUGUAUCUUUUUUAUCAGUUUGGUGGUUUCUAACAAAAUCUUACAAAAGGGAUGGGAAACUUUAUAGCACCAUUGCAUUUAUUGUUCCUUUUUCUAGUACUUAUUUUGUACAGUGUUCAAUGUACUUUCCUAUUGUCAGUCUCCUCUUACUACGUUGAGAAAACUUGUAACAGUUGACUGAACCUAAUGAUCUUUGAAAAGGGUUCACUUUAUAGCAUUCGGUAUUUUACUCUAACCAGUAAAAAAUCAUUUGGACCAUCAUAUUCAAGAAGCAUGCUUUAGUCUAUGACCUCUUAGGGUCAUAGAUUUAGACCUGGAGAGGACCUUAGGAAAUUCCUCUAGUCCAAACCCUCAUUUUUACAAAUGAGGAAACUGAGGGCUCGGAAGGAUAAGCUAUUUGCCAAAGGUCACAUGGGUAUUAAGUGGCAAACACAGUUCCUUGGACCCCAAAUCCAGUAAUCUUGACCACACACCAUGUUUUUGCAGAUGUUAUUUCCCUCUUCUUCCCUUUCCUCGGCUCUCAGCUUUUUCAUUCCAUAAAGAAUAGCUUUCUAUAUAGGGUAUUAUGGUUAUAGAGCCCUCUGUAUUCAUUAUCUUAUUUGAAACUUACAGGCACCUGUGAGGUCAGCUGAGCUGUUAACAGGACCUUCAAUCUGUAAACGAAGAAAUAGGCUCUUGGAGAGAUUGUGUGAUUUACCCACGCUCACACAGAGUUAUUAAGUAUAGCAGAGUUGGGACUCCAAUCUGACCUCUGAACUCCUUGUCCAGUGUUCUUUCCAUUACACCGUGCUACCUCUCUACAGCCAUGAAAUAAACCUAUUUCAUGUGAGGAACAAAUAUAAAAAUUUCUGGACACAAAAGAGAGUUAUAUCAAUGAACUUAAUCUGCACUCAGAUGCCAAGAAUACCACAAGUGGGAUAUUUUAAAUGAAUCUGUUCCUGGUGGGUUUGUUUGUUUGUUUCAAAAAGGGGGCGGGGGGGGGGGGGGGGGAAUCACCAUAUCAAACUUUGUUUUUUAGAAACUAGAAUAUGCUACAGGUCAAGGCUAAAAGGAAUUGACAGAACUGUUUUGACCAUUUUUGUUUUUACAUAAGAAUUAGUUUGAAGGCAUGUAAAAAAAAACUAAUGUGAUGAGUAUAUUAAUCUUUUUUCCAGAGGGUCCAUAUGUUUAAAGUUAAAUAGAGAAAAGAUAAAAUACAAAUAUACAAAGAAGCAAAAACAAUAAGAAGGUUUGACUUUACCCUAUGAAGUUAGAAAAGGUAAAUACUAAAGAGUUAGAGAGUUUAUAGUGUCACUACCACCCUCAAAUGGCCUAGAAAAAAAUAUAUAACUUAAUUGGAAUUCAAGAAAUUACCUUCUAGCAAUUAGGAGUUUCCAAGAGUGAAAUAAACAUGUACAGGGAGGUAGUGUCUGGAUGUUCAAUCAGAGCAAUUAAUUGUCUGUUAGAACUACAUAGAUAUCUAUUCCCACCUCCCCCCAAGGGAAGGAUGUCAGUAAAUGAUAGCUAGAUAUAGUCUAAGAGGAAAGAGCUCCAGGCUAGGACCCUAAAGCCCCAGGACCUCUCAACUAAUUUUGUGAUCUAGGACAAAGGCCUUCUAAUAAACUGUCCCAAGCAUUGAACUAGAUGGCAUGAGGUCUCUUCCAUCUCUACCUCUCUGAUUUUGUGAGGGCUCUGAGAUCCCUUCUAACCUGGAUCCUAACAGUUAAAAUUGGUUCUGUUCAGAAUAUACCUCAGCACACCUCUAGUUGGGAAGUCUGCUGUUUUUCCUCUAAAAUAAUUUCCACUUAUUUUGUCUUUUAAGGCUGCUUCCUCAGCUAUUUCCUUUUAUGUAAUUAACUGAUUUGACUUAAGAGUUUACUUUUCAGAUAGAUGAAUGGUAUCAUGGAAAACUUUGUCUCCAGAUGCUUUUUCUAAAUUUAUUACCUAAACUUUUUUUGUUUUUGCUCCUUUAAAAACAACUUAUUUGCUUUUGAAAAUGCAAUCCCUUUGAUUUGAGCUCCUGAAGUCCUAAUCUCCUAUAGCAUCAGAACUGUUGCUAUGGUAGCUUUUUGUGAAAUUGGAGUAAAGAACAGGAAAAAAAAUGGCAAAAUUAUAUGGGUGGAUAAAGAGAUCCUCAGAUGUUAUUCAUGAUUUUAGGAAACGGAGUUGGCCUUAAUACUAGAUUUCCAUUUUUAUUAAUUGACAUUUCUAAGAUCAGAUCUUACUCCCUUGUAAGUACUAAAAAACAUUUCAGUAAAAACAAAACUGGCAGAAAAUGCUGCAUAUGUGACUCUUGCCAAAUCCUCGUGUAUGUGUGUAUGUGUGUGAGUGUAUUGUGAUUUGUCAAAAUCAUUUCCCCUUUCAGAAGCCAAAGGAUGCCUUUUUUUAAUCCUCAAGAUUUUUACUUAUUCCUCCUUCAAACUUUGAUUACUACUAUGGAAUAUAUAUGAAUGAAAUGUAAUCGAGCAUUAUUUCUUCGAAAGAGAGAAUGAGCAUAUGGCAUACUUGUUCUUUAUAUAAUAUGGUGAAAAGAUAACUCAUGGAGGGAGGCAUUUUCAUUAUGCACACAGUGAAAUACUGCUAUAGGUAAAGUCAGCCUUACCAUUGUCGAUUAGUAAAAUGUAGAACUACCAAGUAAUUCUGUCAUAUGCUCCAGUCAGUAUUUGGCAUUGUCUUUAGCUACAUUCCUUCAGAAGUAAAAGGGGACUAUUUUAAUCUGAGCCACGGACAAACAGUGCGGAGUACUUGGCAUUAUUCUGUAAGAAACCUUGGACUUGGACUUUUGUUAACAUCUUGUAAAUCGAAAAUGUGCUUCUCAAUACAGUAAAUUACACCACUAUUUAUUUAACAAAACUGUAUAACAAUAAAUAACUUUGUUCCCUUCA